UUAGCCGUGGGCACUUCCCGUGAUCUCAGUGAAAAAAUGAACAAGUUCAGCGAAAGACUGUUUGCUGCGAUCGUGUUUAUAGUGCUGUGUGAAACUGGUUAUGUAAACGGCCUUAGUUGCUACGAGUGCACAUCUUCAGAUGGAAAUCAGUGCUUGGACAAAUUAAACAAAAAAAUCGUCAAACCAAUAGACUGCAACUUCUCUAUAUUCACACAGGGGAACACCAGAAAUGAGGAAUUCAUAUGUAUUUCCACGAAAGAGCAAAAUUCCACCGAAAGCAUCCACACCCGAAGAUGUGGACUCAAAUCGGAAGAAAGUAUCUGCGAAACGAUUAAAAAUGAAAGCAAGGGAUCGAAUCUGAAGAGUUGCGUUACUUGCCAGAAAGACCUUUGUAAUGCAUCUGUAACUAUUUAUAUUAAUUUAUUUUUGUUAGUUUUCGCCAUAGUUAGCUGUACGAAUUUAAUAAAAAUUGUUUUAUAGAAA
This is a messenger RNA of Anoplophora glabripennis (Asian longhorned beetle), 483 nucleotides long. RefSeq lists its product as uncharacterized. Lineage: Eukaryota; Metazoa; Arthropoda; Insecta; Coleoptera; Cerambycidae. Bases 37 to 480 code for a protein of 147 amino acids. The transcript is spliced from 3 exons. Gene Ontology annotation, biological process: positive regulation of voltage-gated potassium channel activity; regulation of synaptic transmission, cholinergic; sleep. The record is from RefSeq and is a predicted model, not a curated record.